CAUUUCUGCUGCCCCACUUCCCCUCGCUCGAUUCGAUCCCCCCGCCCCGAGAAGAGCAGGAGCAAGCUAGGCGCAACCGACCAGCUACGCAACGCAACAAUGGCUUCCGCUUCCUCGAAUGCCAAGCAGAGCCUCUACCCGGAUGUUGACCAGUCCCACCCUGAUCUCAACACCCCCUUCUUCGCGCCCACCACCUCCACCGGCGCCGGCACCACCGCCGUGGGCAGCUCCCUCUACCCCACCGUCGACCCAAACGAGCUCGCCGAGAACCUCUUCCCCGAGACGGCCGAGGAGGACGCCGCGCCGCCGCCGCCCACCACCGAGGAGACCGUCGUCGCCGUCCCGGGCGCGCAGCUCCACCUCGUCGACCCCGACCGCAGCCUCGACCUCGGCGCUGGCACGCUCUCCAUCGUGCGCCUCCGCCAGGGGGACCACUCCGUCGCCGUCCUCGCGCGCUUGAUCCCCGAGAAGCCCCACCAACGCCGCGGCCUCUUCCGCCUGUUUAGCAGCGGGCGGUCUGACGGUGGCGCCGAGCAGGAGCCCGUCCAGUGGCCGCUCACCCGCGAUGUCGCCGCGGUCAAGCUCGACCCCGCGCACUACUUCUUCUCGCUCCAUGUCCCGCACACGGACCACCCGGACGACAAGGAUGACGCCGAGGAUGCCGAGGCGGACGCGGAGGCGGCGCUGAGCUACGGCCUCACGGUCGUUGGGAAGGGGCAGGACAAAGUAUUGGAGGAGCUGGACAGGGUCCUCGAGGAGUACACUACCUUCUCGGUGAAGCAGGUGGAGGCGGCGGCGAAGGAGAAGUCGGAGGUCAUGGACGCGAGGGCGGUGGCCGAGAUCACUCCGGAGGAAGCUGUCGGGGAUAAGAAGGAGGUCGUCGAGGAGAAGUCGGCGGCGUUCUGGACGACAAUCGCGCCGAACGUCGACGAUUACAGCUCGUCGGUGGCGCGGCUGAUCGCGCGGGGCUCGGGGCAGCUAGUGAGGGGCAUCAUCUGGUGCGGCGACAUCACGGCGGAGGGCCUGCGGCGUGGGGAAGAGGUGGUGAAGAAGAGCGUGGGGCCCAGCGCGAAGCCGACGCAGGUGAAGCCCAGCACUCUCAGAAGGAUGAAGAGGGCUAGGAGGGUUACAAAGAUGUCCAACAGGGUGGCAAACUCAAUCCUGUCUGGUGUUCUGAAGGUCACUGGCUUUGUCACAAGCACCGUGUUGAACUCCAAACCAGCACAAAAGUUUUUCAAGUUAAUGCCUGGCGAAGUUAUUCUUGCUUCACUUGAUGGAUUUGGGAAAGUAUGGGAUGCUGUAGAAGUGUCUGGCAAGAACGUGAUGCAGACAUCAUCAGUUGUCACAACUUCUGUUGUAACACACAGAUACGGUGAACAAGCAGGGGAAGCCACACACAAUUACCUCCACGCUACAGGAAAUGCUCUCGGAGCUGCGUGGGCUGUAUUCAAGAUUAGGAAAGCACUCGACCCUAAGGGUAAUUUGAAGAAGUCAUCUUUUGUAAGCCAAGCAGCGCACACUGUAGCUAAAGAAUCAAUUGCGAGGCAAAAGAAGAAGUGAGCUGGCCUGGUCGACAGUUCGACUAUGCCCGUAAUUUAAUCUGUUGCUCUUGUAGUAUGUUAGCAAUAGGAACUAGGAAGCUAGAUCUUGUGAGUUUGUGACUGUUGUCAUGAGGUUUUGAUCUCUUCUUUCCUUCUUUUUUUGGGCUGUGUUCAUUUUGUUGUACACUGAUGUUCUACAUACGUUUGGUUUGUGGCACGACAGUUUCUUAAGGCCUUGUUUAGUUCCUGUGUGAAAAGUUAAAGUUUUUAGGUACUAUAAUAUUUUUGUUUGUAUUUGGUAA
Sorghum bicolor (sorghum) is the source of this 1843-nucleotide messenger RNA. RefSeq names its product protein EARLY-RESPONSIVE TO DEHYDRATION 7, chloroplastic-like. The transcript has 4 exons. Bases 100 to 1560 code for a protein of 486 amino acids. Gene Ontology annotation, cellular component: plasma membrane. The record is from RefSeq and is a predicted model, not a curated record. Lineage: Eukaryota; Viridiplantae; Streptophyta; Magnoliopsida; Poales; Poaceae.